Messenger RNA from Camelina sativa (false flax), 1137 nucleotides. Its product is annotated as WAT1-related protein At2g37450-like. Gene Ontology annotation, molecular function: transmembrane transporter activity. Gene Ontology annotation, cellular component: membrane. NCBI's taxonomy places the organism in Eukaryota, Viridiplantae, Streptophyta, Magnoliopsida, Brassicales, Brassicaceae. The record is from RefSeq and is a predicted model, not a curated record.
GAAGUAAAGAAGAUGGGAUGUAUGAAGAAGGCAAUACCAUUUUUGUUAAUGGUGUUUUUGCAAGUAGGGCUUGCAGGAAUGGACAUUCUCACAAAGGAUGUCCUGAACAAAGGCAUGAGUAUUUACGUACUUGCUGUCUACCGUCAUGGCGUUGCUACCGUCGUUAUGGCCCCGUUCGCCUUAUAUUUUGACAGGACGGUGAGACCAAAGAUGACGCUGAUGAUAUUCUUCAAGAUAACGCUACUUGGUUUAUUAGAACCAGUGAUAGAUCAGAACUUAUUUAUCCUGGGGAUGAAAUACACGACUGCUACAUUUGCAACUGCCUUAUACAACACGCUACCGGCAAUCACUUUCAUCCUCGCUUUAAUAUUUAGACUCGAAAAGGUUAAGAUUCGGAAUAUCAGAAGCGCGGCUAAAGUAGUUGGGACACUCACUACAGUUGGAGGAACAAUGAUGAUGACACUUGUUAAAGGUCCAGCUCUCGACCUCUUUUGGACAAAAGGACCCUCUGCACAGAACACAACUGGGACCGAUAUUCAUAGCUCCAUCAAAGGAGCAAUUUUGGUGACAAUUGGUUGUUUCAGUUAUGCAUGCUUCAUGAUUCUCCAAGCAAUUACGUUGAAAACAUACCCGGCUGAGCUUUCUUUGGCAACAUGGAUAUGCCUAAUGGGGACAGUUGAGGGAGCAGUUGUGGCAUUAGUGAUCGAGAAAGGGAAUCCUGCCGCGUGGGCUAUCGGUUGGGACAACAAACUUCUUACCGUCACUUACAGUGGGAUAAUGUGCUCAGCACUUGGUUACUACAUUGGAGGAGUGGUGAUGAAAACUAGAGGUCCUGUGUUUGUAACAGCUUUCAAACCUCUUUGUAUCGUUGUAGCGAUUAAGUCGAGCAUCAUCUUUGCUGAGCAGAUGUACCUAGGAAGGGCUCUUGGUGCAGCAAUUAUAUGUGCAGGACUAUAUCUUGUGAUAUGGGGCAAAGCCAAAGAUUACAAACAUCCUUUUACUCCACAAGUAGAUGAUGAUGUAGCAAAGGAAAACACUAUUGUGAGCGGAAAUACGAAGGAUAGUAUUAAUCUUGAAGUCAUUACUAUCAACAAGAAAGAAGAACAAAGACAUAUUGUUGUGGAAACAGUGUUUUAA